Messenger RNA from Humulus lupulus (European hop), 1452 nucleotides. Its product is annotated as pathogen-associated molecular patterns-induced protein A70-like. The coding region runs from base 70 to 939 and encodes 289 amino acids. The transcript is spliced from 2 exons. The record is from RefSeq and is a predicted model, not a curated record. NCBI's taxonomy places the organism in Eukaryota, Viridiplantae, Streptophyta, Magnoliopsida, Rosales, Cannabaceae.
AUAUCCAGUCCAUCGAAUCGAAGUGAACCAAACUUCUUUCUCUCUUCUUCUCGAAUCGAAGCUGAAGCCAUGUUUGAGGACUCUGUAUCUUCCGUAGAUACGAUCUGGGCUUCCAUGAACAGUUGGCUCACACCCACUGUUCUCUUCCUCCUCCUCAACCUAAUGAUCGCCGCCAUUUUCAUAACCUCAACCUUAACCUCACAAGACCCAAACCAGAACCAGAACAACCACCGUCAACAACGACGACUUCGUCCAGUUUUACAGAAACUCAAUUCCUUCAACUUCAGCACUUACAGAGCUCAAGAACCCACCACCCAUUUGCAAAAAAGCCCAGCAGAACCCGAUGAACACGUCGAACAACAACAACCAGAACCCCAUUUGGCCAGGUCUCCGUCGAUGCUUCAGAAGCUCAUAUCCAUCAACUUCUACAAUCACUUGGCCCCAGCUCAGUCUCAAAAUCAAAACUUUGCAAAUCCAGAACCAACGACAACCCGCCUCGACUUCAAACAAGAGCAAGAACAGCACAUCGAGUGGUCAGACUCAGAAGAAGAGGAGAGCCAAGACCAAGUCAAACGCGAGGACGUCCGUGGAGUCGGAGACCAGUCGAUGGAUGAUGGUGACAGCCAGCUGAAGAACGGUGGUAGUGGUGCCAACUCCGAAGCCAAACCCUCCAACGGCGACGCUCCGCCGAAGAUGUUGAAGAAGUCGGCUAGUGCGAAUUCGAUUGUUCCUCAUAUUAAGGAAGAUGAUAUCGUGGAGAGUCGCCGGCCGGGGACUGUGAGAGAAGGGAAAGCUAAGCCUGCGGAGGCGGAGACGGCGGAGGAGUUCGACGCCAAGGCGGAUGAAUUCAUCAACAAGUUCAAUCAACAGUUGAAGAUGCAGAGGCUUGACUCCGCCACGAGGUACAAGGAGAUGAUCGAAAGAGGGGCUGGACAGUAAUAAAAAGUUCAAAAGUAGAACAAGAAUAAUGAUCCCCUCGUUGCUCGUUGGCUUAACCCCGAACCGGGGAGAAUUCGCAUUUUUGUUGAUGAUGCUUUCAAGAAUGGAGUAGGAGCGGUUGUAGUUGUGGCACGCAAUGGAGAAAUGGCAUCGAGUUGAUCGCUACGUCUUCUAUAGUGGCCAAUAGUCCUUUUGAAGCGAAAAUAAUGGCUUUGUUCUUCGCCUUUUUCAUGAUGGUUCGGUUUCGAUGGACCAAUGUAGUUCUAUUUUCGGAUUGCCUUCAUCUGCAUAAGGCUUUGGAGAAUAGAACUUGUCGGAGUGAAGAAGCUAUGUUAGUUUUGCUAGUGUUUUUAAGCUUCAAGUUUUUUUUUUUGGAUUUUCUUGUUUUUUGGAUUAGUAGGAGCUUCAAUAAGGGUGCUCACCCAUUUGGCUUGUAGCUCAUGCUAAUUUAUAAGCACUUCGAACUAAGAAUCCAUAUUUAAAUAAUUAGGAAAUAUAACUGCUCUUCGCACA